UAAACCUCAAUGAUUCAAAGCUCAUAAACAUACUGUUUCAACACGUUCAUAAUGACGCAAACUGAGUUCCUGAUCAACACGAGGAGGAUGAGGUAUACAGGUGAAGCAAUGGCUGCUCUUAAGAGAUAUAGAAGGGACGUCAACAUCCAAGGAGACGAUAAAGAAGGUGAUGACGUAUCAUAUAAGGCCCGGUCAAGGUGUCCAUCAUCGGGGCGAGUCUGGCUGGAGAGCACGCUGCCAGCUUGCCCUCCUCAGGCAGCAAAAGGGCGACACAUAGGAGCAUACGCGUUAACAACCAAGGUUGCCCCAUGGGUCAACAAACCCCUCCAGAACUAUCAGCCGUCUGAAGAAGUUCUAGAUUUGGUCAAAGAGUCCGCUUCAGAAUUUCACGCCGUCGUUGAGAAAGAGAGGCAGUCAAGCUUUGGUCUUCACGAUCUCGACGCAAUCGAGCUCACGUACCAAUUCACCCUGGAGAUCAGUGCUGCUAUUCUCCUCGCUGCGGAUAAGACCGAUGACCCUGUCUCAUUAUCGCUCCAGUACCACACGUCCAGGGCUGGCGAGGACGACCAUUUGAAGUCCUGGGGCAGACUUCUGACUAACCUUGAAUGCGAGCCUCCUAUUAUUGCCCAAUUCCCCCUUUACCUACUCAUGUGCCAAUCCUUCACGUACGAACCCACCAAUCACAGGGAAGAUUACGUAUAUUCGGCACUGACAGGUGUUGACUGGGCCAAGGGCCAGAACAAGUUCAACGAUCAAAUAGGGGCUUUCGAGGCUUUAGCGUGGUCGUCCGUACCAGAUCUAGAUGAUAAGAAAUCCGGCGAAGACAGAUGCUUCUGGAGGAUUGCGCUAGCGUAUUUAUCAGCGAUGAAUCAAUGCGAGAACGCGAGGGAUUUCAAAGCCCCGCGGAUAGCACAUAUCGCCCACGAUCUUGAUAUUGACGCUGUCAUUGCGGCUCGUGCGCUCGAUACCAUCGGCUCUGCUUUCAUGUGCCGAGAGGGCGCUGCAUGGCUCGAUGAUCAGGGAAUGGAUUCCCUGAUCGGCACUGGCUUGGUGAACGAUGUAAUGGAUCUUCACACUGAUAUACUGACAGGCGAGACGCGGAACUUGCUGCGUCUGCUAUAUCCUCCUAGCGAGAGUAUUUCUUACGCCAUACAGACUACUUCGAUCCUCCUAUCGUCCACUCUUUGCGAAGUCUUCAGGGCACACCAUCGUGCCCGUAUGCAUAACCGGGAGGACGGGCGUAUAUCUUCCACUUCACCUGCGUACAGCUUUUCCCGGGCGCGUCAUCGAAAGAUCUUCGAGACCCUCGAGUUGUAUAUCAACAGAUAUGCAGACUUCUGGGACUGGACCUGGGAUAUCUACCGCGGUGCGAAGGCGCAAAUAACCGAGCACGCUAUCGCCGAGCCCCUCGUCUCCGGAAUCAAGCGAGCAGUCCAUCAUCCCAAACUGCCGGAUUCGCCCCCAAACAACUUCUUCCAUCAAUGGUACGACAUGAUCGAGGACGGCGCCGAGCAGCUAGCGCACAAGCGUCCGCUCGGCGUAAGCGCAGAUCUAGCGCCCAUCAUACGCGAGUUGCAUGCUCUCUGGCACAGCGAGCUCCUCGCGGAUGGUAAAGCGCCGGGAUGGGGACGCGAGUUCGAUUGCAGAUCCGAUGCGCUCCUGGAGGCUGCGGGGGAUAUCUUGGCUGAGGGGACGAAUAGGUCGGAGGAUAUGUACCAUUUCAGCGUUGCGUAUGGGAGACUCAGUAUGGGGCUGCCGUAUAUUGCUUAUCAUACUAUCGAUGCGAUCAUUAUGACCUUUGGCAUCAUUGACCCGUCGGUUGAUAGCUCGGGCUGAGAGUAAGUUGUUUUCCGGGUGCUAGUGAUUCUGUAUAGAACAAGUAUCUAAACAGACCCACGAUUUACAAUUGAAUAUCGACUCCCAUUACUGUCUUCAGCGCCUCAUUGUAUCUUCAGCUUAGAUUUUAUUCCUCUCAUAUAGUCUUAGAGCUCAAGAUACCACCCCCUAAUAAAUGCCAGGAUGGGAAUUAUGCUAUCGAC
This is a messenger RNA of Xylaria bambusicola, 2039 nucleotides long. RefSeq lists its product as uncharacterized. The record is from RefSeq and is a predicted model, not a curated record. NCBI's taxonomy places the organism in Eukaryota, Fungi, Ascomycota, Sordariomycetes, Xylariales, Xylariaceae. The transcript is spliced from 4 exons. The coding region runs from base 52 to 1836 and encodes 594 amino acids.